Nilaparvata lugens (brown planthopper) is the source of this 1518-nucleotide messenger RNA. RefSeq lists its product as uncharacterized. Bases 494 to 1183 code for a protein of 229 amino acids. Lineage: Eukaryota; Metazoa; Arthropoda; Insecta; Hemiptera; Delphacidae. The record is from RefSeq and is a predicted model, not a curated record. The transcript is spliced from 2 exons.
CCAAAAAAACGCCUAAAUUUUUUUUUAAGAAUGUAAAUUUUAUACAAAUAUAAUUAGUUUGAAGCUGGUAAAGUAUAUUCAUUGGCAAGAAUGACCUAAUUCCACUACUACGUCUUCAAUUGUAUGAUAUCCGUUAACGUUUUAAUACUUUGUAUAAUAUCUUAGUUACAUUUACAUUGCCUGCCCGCUCCGUUUAUCUGGUUUCAUUGAAACAAACGCGCACUAUAGAGGACGCACAUACAGUGACUUAGCGGUUUCCCCUAGAGGCGUCGGCGCUGGUUCCCCCCCCCCUCCUUGGAACAACCGGUUUCCUUCUUCGAUCACCUACCCAAGCUUAUUGUCACUCCUCGCAAUCAUUGUUACUCGCUUAGUCAGUCCGUAAGCUGUUUCGUGAUUGCUAAUAUUAUCUUUGUUUUCUUUGUGAAAAGUACUUGUCGAACGUUUUUAUUAGGUGUGAAGUUAAAAUAAACGUGUUAUUGUUUGUGUUGUGGAAAUGUCUAAACGUAAACAGACAAAUAUUUCCUGCUUUUUCAAGAACCCGAAGAAGAGUAAAAGUGAAAACGUUCACAUGCAAAAUGGCGCCGAAACUGGUUCAUCGACAAUUCGAGCGUCACCUCAGACGGAACAUACUGACCCAGGCCAGUUACUUCAGCCUCUGGAAAGCAGACCCAUUUACUCUCAUUCGGAGAAAUAUGACAUUGCUAAUUAUGUUGGAAAAUCCAAUAUAAUUGAUGAGGAAAUUUAUAAUGUUUUAACAAAACCUUGGGUUCCAAGUAACUCCUAUGUUUUUCCUACUAAUGUAGAAUCCGGACAAAUCAGAAAAUUUAAUUUAAAAUGGUUGAGUGACAAUCCAUGGUUGUCUUAUAGUAAGCAAGAAGAAGGUGUCUACUGUCGCGUCUGCGUUAUUUUUGGGCCCAAAGAGGCUGGCAUGAAAAAUAAAACACCUCUAGGGAAUUUAGUAGUGAAACCUCUUAAAAAGUAUAAACAUGCCAUUGAAUUGUUUAGAGAUCAUAAUAAAAAUGAGUACCACAAACUAUCGCUUUUAAAAAGUACUGAGUUUUUGAAAAGGUACGAAAACCCAGAAAACAAAGUUGAUGUUUUAUUGGACUCAAAAAUAAAUGAAAAUAUUGCUUUGCGGGGUCAUCGUGAUGAUGGCACUCUGGACUUACAAGAAAAAGGGUAGGAAGAAGGAUAGGACUUUGGAGUCCUAUCAUCCUUCCCUCCAGUUUGGAUCUUUUUUUUUGUUUUUUAUCAUCCAGUCCUUGAUCGAGUGAUUAACUGGCGUAUGCUUUUCACAGGUAAUUGAAAAGUUUGCUCAAAAGCACACAAGGCGUUUACAGUUCCUGUACAGCGACUAGCGAUGAAUGACAGUAUUAAUUCUCAGACCAUCACUUCAAGUCUCCAAACAAAAGUUCCAACUGUGUCCCCAUCAUUAUUUAUUCAUCUCCAGGCAGUAGAACUAUUUCGAAAUAUUAAAUGUACUAUGUACUUAAAAAUAAAUCCUUUUCAUAUUUUUAA